AACGUAUACUCAACCUAUUGCUCUAAACCAGUUUAUGCCCUUUUGAUUUACCCCAAGAAAAUUUUACUUUGACAUUUGAAAACCGGAAACCUUGUUGCUAGCUAGGCUACCUUGACAGUUGGUUAGGACUUCAAGUUAAGUAACCGGGAUGCAAAGUUCCGCCUUCCUUUUUAUCCGGCAGAUGACACCGUUGAAGAGAGUCGAGGAGUGUCCUAACUUACUCCAACGUCUGUCAAGAUAAAGACGUCAAGGUUUCCCGCUCAACAAGUUAGCCAAAAACAAGUUUGGUAGUUGGACAUGUCGUAGACCGAAUAUGGAAAUGUAACGUCACAGUUACACCAGCUGCGCCUGAAAGAAUGCGGAAUAAACUUGAAGUCUUUCAACGGAAACGAAACGAGGCUGGUUACAGUGCACGGGUCACAUCAGCAGUAGGUGCCAGAGAAGAGCAGCUCCACCUCGGGGCAUGAAACCUCAGUCCGAUUUUCCACCGAGGAAGGAAGCGACAGGAUGGCAGUAUGCGGAAGAAGGAGUCGACCCAAGUUAGUUUUUUUAGUCUUUGGUGUCACGUUAGUGGGAUAUCUGGUGUUUUUCAGACAUAACUCCGUGGAAGUGAACGCGACAAAUCGACGUGAGGCCCCCGGAGAGCCAGAGGUGGAAAAUGAACAGUUUAAGAAACCCGUCUACGAGAAGCCCCCAUUGGAUAUACAUGCCCUGGGCGAAAUGGGGAGAGCAGUCAAACUGGACCUACAGGGAGAGGAGAAAAAAGAAGAGGAGGAAGGCAUCAAAAAGCAUCAGAUUAACACUUAUGUCAGUGACAGAGUAUCUCUGCACCGCCGGCUGCCUGAGAGAUGGAACCCACUUUGCAGGGACCUGAAGUAUGACUACCGGUCCCUGCCGACAACCUCCGUGGUAAUCGCAUUCUACAACGAGGCCUGGUCCACCCUGUUGAGGACAGUCCACAGCGUGCUGGAGACGUCACCGGACAUCCUGCUGAAAGAGGUGGUACUGGUGGACGACUACAGUGAAAGAGCUCAUCUCAAGGAGCCAUUGGAGAAGUACAUCUCAGGUUUGAGGAAGGUGCGUUUGAUCCGAGCCACCAAGAGGGAGGGGUUGGUGCGGGCCCGGUUGCUAGGUGCGUCCAUUGCCACAGGUGAUGUGCUGACCUUCCUGGACUGUCACUGCGAGUGCCAUGAAGGCUGGUUGGAGCCCCUGCUUCACAGGAUCAAAGAGGAGCCAUCGGCUGUGGUCUGUCCCGUCAUCGAUGUAAUCGACUGGAACACCUUCGAGUAUUUAGGGAACUCUGGUGAACCUCAGAUCGGGGGGUUCGAUUGGCGGUUGGUCUUUACCUGGCACACUGUCCCAGACUAUGAACAGAAACGCCGUCGCUCGCCCACUGAUGUCAUCAGGUCUCCUACGAUGGCAGGUGGUCUGUUUGCUGUGAAAAAGAACUACUUCCAUUACCUGGGGACGUAUGACACAGGGAUGGAGGUGUGGGGAGGAGAGAACCUGGAAUUCUCCUUCAGGAUUUGGCAGUGUGGGGGCAGCCUGGAGGUACACCCAUGCUCCCAUGUGGGUCAUGUGUUCCCUAAUAAGGCCCCUUACUCGCGGAGCAAAGCUCUGGCAAACAGCGUGAGAGCCGCUGAGGUCUGGAUGGAUGAAUACAAAGAGAUCUACUACCAUCGAAGCCCUCAUGCACGGCUGGAGGCCUUUGGAGACGUGACAGAGCGGAGGAAGCUUAGAGAAAAGCUGGACUGUAAGAGCUUCCGGUGGUACCUGGAUAAUAUUUACCCCGAUAUUAACGUCCCAGAGGAUCGCCCAGGCAUGUUUGGAAUGCUGAAGAACCGGGGCAUGACCGACUACUGUUUUGACUACAACCCUGCAGAUGAGAACACUAUAGUAGGCCAAAGGGUCAUCCUGUACUCGUGUCAUGGCAUGGGUCAGAACCAGUUCUUUGAAUUCUCCACGGAGGGUGAAAUCCGCUAUAACACAAGGCAACCUGCUGGAUGCGUUGCGGGUGACAGCGUCAGCACCUACCUGACUCUCCAGCUGUGUAGAAACCGAGGGCAACCUGUAUCUGCAGACCAGAAAUUUGUCCUCCGAGAGGACGGUAGCCUGUACCAUGUGAUGAGCCAGAAGUGUGUUGAGGCGGUAAGCAAGACAGACAACGGGACACCAGGCCCCUCACUCCAACCCUGCACCGACAGUCUCCACCAGAAGUGGUUCUUUGAGGAGAGAAUGUAAUGGUAUCAACCUAGAAUGUAUCUACAAAUAUAUGUUUUCAAUCAGGGCCAAUGUCCUGAGGAGGGGUAUGGGUGGACUGAAUCGCUUAAUGUUUUUUUAUGUUUACCUUGUCCUAAAAGGAGCCCAAAGGAGGAAGUUCCUAUGCUCCCGUCCAAACUUUAACCUUUGCACAUUUCUGUGCCAGCUGGAUUUACACUAAUAAUAUAAUUAUAUUGAUGAAGUCCUUUGUAAAUAUA
Messenger RNA from Micropterus dolomieu (smallmouth bass), 2477 nucleotides. RefSeq names its product UDP-N-acetyl-alpha-D-galactosamine:polypeptide N-acetylgalactosaminyltransferase 12 (gene galnt12). Lineage: Eukaryota; Metazoa; Chordata; Actinopteri; Centrarchiformes; Centrarchidae. The coding region runs from base 508 to 2241 and encodes 577 amino acids. The transcript has 11 exons. The record is from RefSeq and is a predicted model, not a curated record. Gene Ontology annotation, cellular component: Golgi apparatus.